Leptosia nina is the source of this 282-nucleotide messenger RNA. NCBI's taxonomy places the organism in Eukaryota, Metazoa, Arthropoda, Insecta, Lepidoptera, Pieridae. The record is from the annotation of a GenBank genome assembly.
AUGGAAAUUAUAUGGUAUGACUUGGAUUUAGCAAUGUUCCUGGUGGAGUUUUUAGCUGCCUUGUGUGCUGUGGCUGUUUGUGGACCUUGCUUUUUGGCAUGUGCUAGAAGACUUAUACUCGGAGAUGAACUGUUACGGACUGGGGGCCAUAUCAUACACGAAGCUGAAGUCAUGGGAUGUGAUGAACCAUCCUGCCCCUAUUAUAAAAAGAAUGUCCGAUAUCUAAUGGUUCCUGCUAUGAGGCGAAGACAAUACAACUCGCCGGCGCGUCCUUGUUCGUAA